GCUUGACGAAUCUUAGUCUAGUUUGGUCAUGUCGUCCACGGGUGUCGAGGCCAGAGUAGUAAUCACAGGAUGCGGGAUAUCGGGGAUAGCAGCGGCACACAAACUCGUUAAAGCAGGAUUUAAUCAUGUGCGGAUACUCGAAGCGACCGGAAGAAGCGGGGGGAGGAUUAAAACGGGAAAGUUUGGUGAUAACAUUGUGGAGAUAGGGGCCAACUGGAUCCACGGACCGUCCGAAGAGAACCCAGUAUUUUGUUUGGCUCGGCAAUACGGCCUGCUGAGUCCAGACGCUCUCACCCCAGAGAACCAGGCAAUGGACAUCGGAGGACAUCCUCCCUGGAUCCCCAAUGUCUUCACCAGCUCAGGUCGCAAGGUGAGCUUUGAGGAUGUAUUCCCUGCUGUAGAGAUGUUUAAAGAACUUCUGGCUGAGAGUUCAGAGUAUCAGGAGGGGGGGGAACCCUGGCCCAGCAUGGGCCAAUUUAUACGUGCGGAGGUGCUACAAAGAUCAGUCAAGGAGUGGAAAGCAGACAAUAAAAUAUCUUUGCAGCGGUGCAUGAUCAGCACCAUGUUGAAGGUGGAGUGUUGCAUUAGUGGUUCUCACAGCUUGGAUGACCUGGGCUUGGGUGGUAAUGGCCUCUAUAAAACAACACUGGGACGUGACUGCACCUUUCCAGGAGGUUAUGAAGGUCUAGUCAGAAAGCUGAUGUCAGAGCUGCCUGCUGGUGUGGUGACCUACAACCAGCCCGCUCGCUGCAUCCACUGGAACAACUCUGACAAGAGAGGCGCACACGUGAACAUCGAAUGUGAUGAUGGGGAGAUGGUGGCAGCUGAUCACGUGGUCGUCGCAAUUCCUUUAGGCUACUUAAAGAAGCACCAUAUGUCACUGUUCCGUCCUCCUCUUCCUCUGCACAAAAUGCACUCCAUCCAGAGAUUAGGCUUUGGCACAAACAAUAAAAUAUUUGUGGAAUUUGAUUCGCCCUGGUGGGAUGAGGAUUGCGAGGUCAUCUACAUGGUGUGGGAAGAUGAGGAUGCCAUGGUGGACCAGGUGGGGGAUAUUCCAGGAUCCUGGAUAAAGAAAUUGUUUGGCUUUACUGUGUUAAAACCCACUGAAAGGUUCGGCCAUGUUUUGUGUGGCUGGAUCGCUGGGCAUGAGGCAAGUUAUAUGGAGACUUUGUCUGAGCAGGAGGUCCUGCACGCCGUCACACAACUCGUCCGCAGGUUUACAGGUAAUCCCAUAAUUACUCCGCGGGGAGUCUUUAGGUCUCAAUGGUGUCAUGACCCUUGGACAUGCGGAUCAUACAGUUACCCUUCAAGGGGCUGCUCAUUGCAGGACUUUGAGAACAUGAUGGAGCCUCUGCCAUCCAAGCGAUCACUCUCAGAACCGCUGCAGGUGUUGUUUGCUGGAGAGGCGACUCAUCCCUGCUACUUCUCCACCGUCCAUGGAGCUCUUCUCUCUGGUUGGAGGGAAGCCGACAGGCUCCUCGCUCACUACUCGUCAUCCACUCGUCCAGCACAGCCAACAGAGUCAAAGCUUUAAAAGAAUAAUGCUGUUCGGACAAAGAGAUUAAUGCGAGAUGAUGUGAUUUCAAUGUACCUGUACAUCAAUUUUUAUGAUGAUACAGAUUAAUCUUGGUGAAUAAGUGCCAUAAAAUGAAAAGCUGAUAAUUAUCUGUCUUAAUUUAGAAGAAAUAUGUGUUGCUGUUUUGGAGAGCAAAAAAAUAUUACCUUUUAAAGGAAUCCUCUGUGUACAUCAAUUAAAAAAAGUUGAGUUAAAUAUUUUUAUGCAUUACAUACAGAUACAAUGUGACAUGACAUUUUAGACAACUGUCAUUUAUUUUUCUGUUAUCUAAUAAACAUGUAAUGUUCUA
This is a messenger RNA of Phycodurus eques (leafy seadragon), 1865 nucleotides long. It is a transcript of the gene paox, whose product is annotated as polyamine oxidase. Bases 29 to 1534 code for a protein of 501 amino acids. The record is from RefSeq and is a predicted model, not a curated record. The transcript is spliced from 10 exons. Lineage: Eukaryota; Metazoa; Chordata; Actinopteri; Syngnathiformes; Syngnathidae. Gene Ontology annotation, molecular function: polyamine oxidase activity.